Chroicocephalus ridibundus (black-headed gull) is the source of this 1615-nucleotide messenger RNA. RefSeq names its product nuclear receptor subfamily 1 group I member 3 (gene NR1I3). Gene Ontology annotation, molecular function: nuclear receptor activity; zinc ion binding; RNA polymerase II cis-regulatory region sequence-specific DNA binding. The transcript is spliced from 8 exons. The record is from RefSeq and is a predicted model, not a curated record. NCBI's taxonomy places the organism in Eukaryota, Metazoa, Chordata, Aves, Charadriiformes, Laridae. Gene Ontology annotation, biological process: cell differentiation; positive regulation of transcription by RNA polymerase II; negative regulation of transcription by RNA polymerase II. The coding region runs from base 321 to 1574 and encodes 417 amino acids.
GUCCCCAUCCCCGCCACCACCCCGUGUCCCCCCGCCUGUCCCCCGUGUCUGCCGUCCCUGUCCCCGUGUCUCACACACUGUGUCCCUGUCCCCGCCUGCGUGUCCCCCCCCUGCCCCAGUGCCGCCUGUCCCCGCCCGCCGCAGCCUCCCUCAAGUUCAAGGUUCAAACUCCACGGGACUGCGACGGUGGGGACAAGCGGGGACCGGGUGGCCCCUGGCUACGCAGCGGCGAGCACCGGGCACCGGCGGGCACCGGGUCCCAGGCUCUGUCCUCACUGCGGUCCCCCCCAGUCCGGGCACUGUCACCGGCGUCUCCGGCCAUGUCCACGUCGAGCCCCUCGGACGCGGAGAGCAGCCCCCGCCCGCCACCGGGUCCCCGCGUCCCCGGGGGGGAGGACACGGAGGCGGGGGAGGAGAAGGUCUGCGCCGUGUGCGGGGACCGCGCCACCGGGUACCACUUCCACGUCAUGACCUGCGAGGGCUGCAAGGGCUUCUUCAGGCGCUCCAUCAACAAGGGCGUCCGCUUCACCUGCCCCUUCUCCCGGAGCUGCCCCGUCACCAAGGCCAAGCGGCGGCAGUGCCAGGCCUGUCGCCUCCAGAAGUGCCUGGACGUGGGCAUGCGGAAGGACAUGAUCAUGUCGGCGGAGGCGCUGCGGCGACGGCGGGCGCAGCGGCGGGCGCGGGAGCGGCCGGGGGGGCUGACGGCGGAGCAGCGGGACCUCAUCGCCAUCCUCAUCGCCGCCCACCGCCGCACCUUCGACUCCAGCUUCUCCCAGUUCGCCCACUACUGGCCCGCCGUGCGCCUCUACGUGCCCAGCCCGCGGCCGCAGAGCCCGUCGCAGCCCGGUGACCCCGUCGCGUGGCCGCCGUCCCCGCCGCCCCCCCCCGACUGCCUGGCCGAGGACGUGCUGCCCGACGUCUUCUCCAUGCUGCCCCACAUCGCCGACCUCAGCACCUUCAUGAUCCAGCAGGUCAUCAACUUCGCCAAGGAGAUCCCGGCUUUCAGGACCUUACCCAUCGACGCCCAGAUCUCGCUGCUGAAAGGAGCCGCCCUGGAGAUCUGCCAGAUCCAGUUCAACACCGUCUUCAACGCCGAGACCAACGCCUGGGAGUGCGGGCAGCACUGCUACACCAUCCAGGACGGCGCCCUGGCAGGUUUCCAGCAGAUCUACCUGGAGCCGCUGCUCAAGUUCCACAUCAGCCUGAAGAAGCUGCGGCUCCACGAAGCCGAGUACGUCCUGCUGCAGGCCAUGCGGCUCUUCUCGCCAGGUAAGCGAGCGCCGGGGACGGCGGCGGGGCGUCCCCCCGCCUCCCCUACCCUGACACCCCCCCGCCCAGACCACGCCGGCGUCGCCCAGCGGGACUUCAUCGACCAGUUCCAGGAGAAGGUGGCCCUGACCCUCAAGAGCUACAUCGACCACCAGCACCCCAUGCCCGAGGGCAGGUUCCUCUACGCGAAGCUGCUGCUGCUGCUGACGGAGCUGCAGACGCUGAAGGCGGAGAACACCCGGCAGAUCCUCCACAUCCAGGACCUGUCCUCCAUGACCCCCCUGCUCUCCGAAAUCGUCAGCUAGAGCCCACGCCGCCCCCCCCCCCCCUCCCCGGUUACCCCCCC